AUGACAGACUCACCGGCCGAAGACGUCCCCGAGACAACCCGUCCUUCCUCCGGAACCUAUAUUCCACCCUCCGUCCACGAAACAGCCCUUAUUGCAGGCUCAUCAUUCACACAUAUCUCAGCCGUUCCUCCAUCGCUGCUUCCUACCGAUCCUUCAGACCCAUCUUCCGGAACACCAUGCUGUCUCGGUGUUGACGAAGCUGGCCGUGGCCCCGUCCUGGGCCCUAUGGUCUACGGCGUUUUCUUCCUUCCCAUCUCCCUCUCCGACUCUCUUCUCCGCGAGACACACCACUUUGACGAUUCAAAGGUCCUGAAACCUGCUGUGCGCUCUGAUCUUAUGCGCACGCUGUGUACGCCUGGUUCAGACCUCUACGAAUCAUGCGGUUGGGCUACGGCCUCGUUGUCGGCAAGGGACAUUGGUGCGAACAUGUAUCGACCUACAACUGCGUACAAUCUCAAUGCUCAGGCUAUGGACGCCACGGUCGAUCUGAUUAAGGCUGUGUAUGCUCUUGGUGUCAAUCUCCAGGAGAUUUACGUUGAUACCAUCGGUCAGCCCGCUGCCUACCAGGCCAAACUGCAGCGUGUAUUCCCUACGGCAAAGAUCACUGUCGCUAAGAAAGCAGAUAGUCUUUACCCUUGUGUUAGUGCUGCCUCAGUUUGCGCAAAGGUCACUCGCGAUGCCGCGCUGGAGGUGCUAUUUGAAGCGAGGGCAGAUGAGGAGGAAAGGGGUGGUGAGGGAAUGGCUUGGGGCUCAGGUUACCCAUCUGAUGGAAACUGUGUAAGCUGGAUGAAGAACAACAUGCACCCUGUAUUUGGGUGGGGUCCAGAGUGUCGGUUCAGCUGGGGCACAGCGAAGGAUAUGCUCGAGGGCAAGGGAAAUGGCGUCAAGGUCGAGUGGCCACCAGAGGACGAUGGAGAGACAAGCAGAGUCACUGAUUUCUUCGUCGCGGGAGACAAGAAUAAGGAGUCCUCGGAAUUGGGCAAUUGGUUUGGUACUCCUGCGGAUUUGGAAGCAUUUUAG
This is a messenger RNA of Fusarium coffeatum, 1020 nucleotides long. RefSeq lists its product as uncharacterized. The coding region runs from base 1 to 1020 and encodes 339 amino acids. Gene Ontology annotation, molecular function: RNA binding; RNA-DNA hybrid ribonuclease activity. Gene Ontology annotation, cellular component: ribonuclease H2 complex. The record is from RefSeq and is a predicted model, not a curated record. Gene Ontology annotation, biological process: DNA replication, removal of RNA primer; mismatch repair. Lineage: Eukaryota; Fungi; Ascomycota; Sordariomycetes; Hypocreales; Nectriaceae. The transcript has a single exon.